This is a messenger RNA of Aspergillus saccharolyticus JOP 1030-1, 1700 nucleotides long. RefSeq lists its product as uncharacterized. Lineage: Eukaryota; Fungi; Ascomycota; Eurotiomycetes; Eurotiales; Aspergillaceae. Gene Ontology annotation, molecular function: protein phosphatase regulator activity. The record is from RefSeq and is a predicted model, not a curated record. Gene Ontology annotation, biological process: protein dephosphorylation. The transcript is spliced from 4 exons. The coding region runs from base 67 to 1458 and encodes 463 amino acids. Gene Ontology annotation, cellular component: cytoplasm; nucleus; protein phosphatase 4 complex.
CUUCGUUUCUCAUUCUGCCUCUAUUCUUCUGCAUCUCAAGCAGAACCAGCAGAUACUGUCGAAAAUAUGUCUUUAGAUGAAGAGAGCCUUGAGAUAGCCGCCAAUGGCGGCGCAAUAGACCUCUCGAAAUGGCCCAACAUCGUCGAACCGCUCUUAGAGCGACUGCAACAUAACGUCUACAAUGUAUUCCCCAUGCCCAGAUUGCCUCCUGCAGCAGCGCAACCCCCAACACUCCCCUCCGCCGCCACCAUCCUAGCACAAAACACUACUCCGCCCACCAACCCGAUGACUACAGACACAACCAUCAGCAACACUGGUGCAGACACGACCAUCGAGCCCAACCUCCAGACCCCACCGCGACCAGCCGCGACCUCCACAACUACAACCCCACUAUCCAACGAACGCAUCCCGGACUCCCAGCCCUUUUCCCAGGCCGCCGCUUCAUCCUCCUCCCCUUCCGAGAACCCAUCCACCCUCCCGGCAGCCCUUGAAAACCUCCUGACCGCCAUCUCCGCCAACAUCCGCACCCUCUUCGCCUCCAAACCGCCGCACACCGUCCAGCGUCUCGCGGAGCUCAUCCUCCGCCCCACGGCGCACUACCGCACCCUCCCUGCGUACCUCCGCGCCGUCGACCGCGUCGUCUCCGUCACCAGCCCCGCGGAUAUCUUUCCCUUCCAGACGAAGACCGGCACACAACAGCCGCUGACCCAACAGCAACAACCCAACGGCGCCACUCUCAAUGGUAGCGGCACCGCCGAACCGAGCUUCAUGUUCUCCGUCGACCACGGCUUAGGCAGCGACGAGUCGCUCGGUGGGGCACUUCUCACCCCGAUCCCGUGGCUACACAACACGGCGUCAUCGCCCGAGGGCGAAGGGGACCAAGAACCGGUCGGUGGCGUUGGCGUUGUCGGUAUAGUCGGCGGUGAGGGCGAGACGCGCGGACUUGCUGCGGCGCAGACGUCACUGGGAUCUGGGAUCAGUGCUGCUGCCGCUGGGGAAGGCGAAGGGCUCUCGACGGCCGCGGCGACGACGGGCCAGAUCCACACCGAGAAUGCGGUGAUGGGCGGAAUGGAAGCGUCGGGGGUGCUUAACGAGCCAAGUGUGGAGGACGUCCCGCAUGCGCGGGGUCCGCCUGUGGUUGGGGUGGAAGACCUGGGGUUGCAAGAUGGGAAAGGGGUGGAGAUGAACCUGGAUGGCGCAAGUGAUGCCGCCGGUAGCGGCCCACAACAGGUGCAGCAGCAGACUCAGGCGCAGAGUCAAGAGUCCUCUGCAGGUUUAUCGGGUGCGCAGCAGCAGCAGGAGCCGGUAGCUACUAGUCUGGGAGACGGUCAGACUCAGGAAGGUGGUAGUUUUCCCGAACCUGGGACGGAUGGCGAUGGUGAUAUUGCCUUGGAGGAUGCAAAGGUAGAGGAUGCCUCCGCAACGGCCGAAAAGAGUCAGCCGCAGCAGCAGGGGUAGGGAACUGUAAGGAUGAUAUUAUGCCCUAACUUAUUAGCGUCAAAAUCCAAAUCAGGCUUUGCAUUGCAUGCAUGCGUUUUCCAGAACCAACUGCGAUGAUAAGCGAUCAUUUGAAUGGGAUUUGGUAGCAGUGCACCCAGGCGGAUACUUUACUUUUCAAACAAGAGCUAAUCGAAGGUAGGCUACGCGGCCCCGAAACGGUAGCUAAACCCGGGAAACUACAUUGGUGAAGGAAUUUCGGG